Plasmodium cynomolgi strain B is the source of this 7602-nucleotide messenger RNA. RefSeq names its product transcription factor with AP2 domain(s). Bases 1 to 6249 code for a protein of 2082 amino acids. Gene Ontology annotation, biological process: regulation of DNA-templated transcription. Gene Ontology annotation, molecular function: DNA-binding transcription factor activity. The transcript has 4 exons. The record is from RefSeq and is a predicted model, not a curated record. Lineage: Eukaryota; Apicomplexa; Aconoidasida; Haemosporida; Plasmodiidae.
AUGAACAGUAUAAUAUUAAGGCUAGAAAACUUUAUGUUGAUCGAAGUAGACAAGGGGAAGGUUAUUCACAAGAGUAAUAAUAAGAGUAUGCUCGUUCGUCGAGAGUUCGUUCAUAUGAAUGAGAAGACCAACGACUGCUUCUCUGGUUGCUCUCCAAGCGGGUGUCUUUUGCACUCCACAAAUAAUAAUGCCAAGAUUGGUGGCAUGUACGCUAAUGAGGCCAUCCAUGGAGGUAUAGAAGGCAAAGCACUACAGUACCUACUGGGCAUGAUGGAAAAGGGAGGUCAGAAAAGAAUCCUCGCAGAGGAAAUGAUGCGAAAAUUAGGUUUCCCUUAUCAUGGGGUGGCGAAGGAGGUUGGGGUGGUGCCCUGUUCUGGGGCAACCUGUCCCGGUGCAAUCUGUUCCGGGGCAAUCUGUUCCGGGGCAAUCUGUUCCGGGGGGCACUCCUCUGCUCCUUUUGGCGUGCGAAGCGGUUUUCACAGCAAUGUGCAUAACUGCGUUGGGGGCAGUCAGGAUGACCCCACUGUGCAAUGUGCUCACGGGAAAGGUCAAGCUGUAGACACCUGUGGCAGUGGAGAUGGCCUAUGCAAGAACCAACUAAUGGAAUUAAUACGGGAGGUUCUAAUUCAGCAUGGUGCACACAUAAACCAGAGCGUGGAGCUCAACUCGAAUGAUAAUGGUUUCUCGGGGGGGGAAGGAGUGAACGAUGGCAGUCACCAAGAUAGUAGAAAUGACGAUGAGGGAAGCUGUAGUGCUGCAGAAAACGACGUCAGUGGGGUAAGUGAAAAAUUGCAACCAAAUAGUGAAUCGGACAGGGCCAACGGUGCGAAUGACCAAACCCCCUUCGAUGAUAGUUCAGCCUCGCUCCAAACAGAAGCGAAGAAGCAAAGCAGAUUCAGUUUCAUCGAAGAGAAAGCUCGCGAUAGGAUAGACUCCGAUCCGGAUCCAGGCAACGUGGGGAAAAGCAACCCAAGUGGAAGCAACCCAAGUGGAAGCAACCCGAAUGGAAGUAACCCUAAUGGAAGUAACCCUAAUGGAAGUAACCCUAAUGGAGGUAACCCUAAUGGGAGCAUACUAAACAAGGAGAAUUUUUUUAAAUUGUUGAAAUGGUAUUUAUCAGUUAAGGUCGCUGGUGGUUGUGAUAAGUCUUCCAUCUGCAAAUCGCACGUGAGUGGACAGUCGCGUCUCGACAGCUCCAAAGCGGUGGACGACGGUAAAGCGGCGGAGGACGGCAAAACGGUGGAAGACGGCAAAACGGUGGACUACAGCAAAGCGGUGGAGGACGGAAGGGCGCUUCAUUAUGGGGCAUUCCCCUGCGAGCAUCACGAGAGGAGAAAGACCUGCGGGAGCGUCCUCAACAGGUGUGCAACGGGAAAUAACAAUCUCGGGGCAAAUAACAACCUCGGGGCAAAUAUCCUCAAAACACAGGGUGCAUUACAUCGGUGCAGUUCCUUUGAUGGGGAAGAGGCAGGCAAUGGAAUUGCCACCAGUCUUAACAGAACCUGUGGGCUGCACCCAUUCAAAGGAUGGAACGAUGCAAAUCAGAUGCACAACUGCCAUGAGCAUAAAGCAAACGUUUGCAUUCAUGCUAACCCUUCGAAGUGUGCCCUCAUGGGUAUGGCCACUCAGCAAGUAAACCACAUGAAUGGUUUGUUGACCAUAGAGAGAGCAACCUGCGGAGGGAUGCCCACAUGUACUUCUGACAACUGCAACGGGAGUGGCCAUAACUACCUCUGCGCAGAGAGGAUAAAGCUGUCAAGCAUCUUAAAUGAGAAAAAUGGGAAAAGUAAUGCCAUUAGUGAACCCAAUGCAGGGGAGAACAACGACAAGGGAAGUAAUGCAUGUGGAGGAGAAUUAGGAAAAAUUAUUUUCAAUUUGAUUAAAUCAGGAGAAGUCAGCUUCGAUGGUUUGCCUUAUGAAAAAUUUUUGUAUGAAUCGAAGGUGCUGGAAGAGACGAAUGGCUCAACGGCGUUUAGACAUCCCAUGGGAGACAACAGCAAUAAUGAGAUGUGUGGAGGUGAGCGCCAUCUGCAUACAACACAUGGUGGGGUGAGUAAUCCGUCUAACUGUUUCUGUUGUGUGAAGAACCUAGUGGGGGGAAAGGGUAACGUUAUCGACCUGUGUAACCAUGUGGCCCAAGAGUUGAUCAAUAAGAAUGACGGACAGGGAGUUAAGGAGGAGGACAUGAGAGAGGGACAGGUGCAGGGGCAGGAGGAGAACCUACGAAGGAUGAACGGUAAUCAGUGCUCGGAUGGGAAGCUUGCAUAUGGCAGUUUGGUUGACUCAGCCUGCGGUAAUUGCGGUAACAGCGGUAAUUGCGGCAACUGCGGUAACUGCGCCAACUGCGCCAACUGCGCCAACUGCGCCAACUGCGGAAGUGGGUUAAUGCCCAUCACGGCGAACGGCUCAGCAUGCACGCAACAGAUCAACAACAAUAGCAAUAAUCUGUGGAAGCUCUACCAUCUGUAUGGACUUUUGGAGAAGGGGAAGAACGGCACUGCUGCGGAUGAUAAAAUUUGCAACGAUAUGCCAAACGGAUUGAAAAAGUAUUUAGCCAAGCAUGACUACCUUUUUUGCAAAGGGAAGGUUGGGAACAACCCCUUGCUCUCUUAUGAUAACGUGGCAACUGAUAACGGGUGCGAACAGGAAGGAGGUAGUGGGAAUAAAAUGCUGAGCGAUAACUGCAGCAGGUUGUAUGAGCAAGAGUUGACUUUGCUGAACAGCCAACUCUUCCAUUCCAGGAGGGACAACAUGCAGUUCGCUUCCUACAUGGAAGAAGACAGUGGAUUAUUGCCCUGCUUUGAUAAGGACGACGGGGGUGGCGGAUUCGGAGUCGGGAAUGGCGGUUGCGCAGUGGGGAAUGGCGGUUGCGCAGUGGGGAAUGGCGGUUGCGCAGUGGGGAAUGGCGGUUGCGCAGUGGGGAAUGGCGGUUGCGCAGUCGAGAAUGGCGGUUGCGGAGUGGGGAGCAACCCCCUUAUUGGUAACGUAGUCGGUGGAGGGCCUGGGAGUCACUUCCCCGGAGGGGGGACAGUCGAGGAAGGAAUGUAUAAGGAUACCCACAGGGCAUACCAGAAUCUCUUUUUAAAUGACGAAGAGAAUCACAGAAAUGAAUCGACCAUGUUGUUUCAUGAUGGUAAUCAUAGGACAAGCAAAACGAAUGAGGAUAGAAUGAAGCAUUACCUUUCAUCUCUGUAUAACUCCAUUAUUUACAAGUCUGGGUUUUAUCCGACUGAGGGUUCUAACCAUAACGGUGCACAGAGCAGUGGAGGGAGUGGGAAUAUCCGUUUGAACAGCAGUAGCCAUAGCCAUGUGAAUAGAUGCACAGACUCCAGGAGAAGUAGCAACCUAUGUGAUUACCUGACUAGCUUUACCUACUCCAAUCCGAAUGAAAAUUGCAGCGAUAAUGUGAGUCAUGUGGAUGAACUCGGAAAAUUCCUUCUCGUGCGAGGAGAACAUAGUAACAGUAGGGAUGGUAGUGGGGGUGGUAGUGGCAGGGGUGGCAGUGCCCGCCAUGCACUAGGUCGUCAUAGUAGCGGUAGACAUGGACACCAUCGACUCGGAGGAGGAAGUGCUAGCAAAGGAAGCAGUCACAAUAAAAGCUUCGCUCAUUUAUACGAAGAUGUAGUAACUUCUCUUGAUCAUGGGAAAACCAAACUGUGCAAUAAACACAUGAGUAAUUCUAUGGGUCUCUUUAACGGAAGGAAUAACACAGAUGAUGAUAUCAUACUUCAUGGUUACCUAACCAGAAAGAGGAGAGAAGAAAUGACUGAUCAUAUUCAAAAAAAAAGGGCACUCUUAAAAAAAAUAAAAAAUGCAGAAAAUAUGACCGAUGAGGAAAUAAAUACAAGUCUGCUAAAAUUAUCAGCAGAUCCAACAGAAUUCAAUUUUUUAAAAAAGAUUUAUAUCCAUGGUGGGGAGAUGGAAGAUAUGGAAAAUGACGAGGUGGUGGAAGACGAAGUGGUCGAAGACGAGAUAGAAGAUGACACUGCUAAUGGAAGUCGUGGUGGAAUUGCUUUAGAUGAUCAUCGGGACCAUGAUCUAAAUGGGAAGAAAAAGAUACACAUGAAGGGUGUGUAUCUUAGUGGAAGAGCAGCCGCAGGGGUUAAUGGAAAUUUGGUAAGGUCGGGAAGGCACAAAGAGUUCAAGGGAGGAAACAGUGUCGGAUGUACCGUUGGUGGAAGUGGAGGCAGUGGAGGCAGUGGAGCCAACCAUGAAGACGAUGAAAAUAUUAGCAGUGUCGACUCGACAAAACUGGGAAUGAAAGACGAACGAGGAAAAAAUGUGAAUUUUUUUCUGAAUAACUACACAGUGGAGUAUGGAAGGGGAAGGAGAAACAAAAUGGUGAAUCAAAAUUAUAUGAAGAAUUACGAGUUGGAGAGUAGGUAUUAUGGAAGGAGGGAGUCUUCCACUGCCGGUGCGGGAGAAACAGGAAUCAGUGGCAGCGGCAGUGGCAGUGGCAUUGGCAGCAACAGCGCUGUUGGUGGCGGUCAUGGAAAGGCACCGCCCAUGGGUGCGGAGCAUAGGAAUGGAAAGCUCAGCGGUGCAUGCUAUAUAGGCAAUGGCAGAAGUCACAGCAAAGAUAAAGCAAAAUUACAUAUGGAGACGACAACGACUGCCCCUGUUGGUAGAGGAAACAAUGGUGGUGGAAAAGGAGGGAUCGGAUCCAGGAGAAUCAACACCAAGGUGAGGAACAACGCUGUUGUAGAUUCGAAUGAAAACUACGAAUAUAAAAUGUCAGCAUCUGAGUUGAAGCCACAGAGAGGAGUCUACUUCGACCGAUCGCAAAAGGCAUGGAUAGGUAGUUGGUAUGAGGAAGGGAAGCAAAUUAAAAGGAGGUUCAAAAUUAAAUACUACGGUUGGGAUGAAGCUCGUAAUUUAGCCACGAAAGCCAGAUUUGCCUUCGAAAAUAGGACUAAGCAUACAAAGGGCGCUGGGAAAAAGGGUGCCUCUGCUGCUGCGGCGGCGACUGCUGCAGCUUCAGCGAAUUGCGGUGCGUCCAAUGAUGUUACUUCUAGCGGAGCGAACAACGAUGGGACUGAGGCAGUCAAUGCGGAUGCCUCCGGGGCGUAUGGACGCGCGGGGGGGAAGGAAGAAGAUGUGGCGAAUCUGAAUAAUAACGGGUCUAAUGAAGAUGGUGCGAACCAUGGUGGAAGUGCUCACCAUUUCGAAUGCGGUAGCUACAUAGACGGGACCAACAGACGAAUCAUGUCGAGAAGGGGUGGAGGCACGUACCUACGGACCACUAAUGAAAAUAACGCAGUGGACUCGAAUAGCGGUCCUACCAACAAACGAGAUGGGCGACGAGGAGGGACCACCAUGCACACGGGGAAUGCCAACAGUGGAAGGGGACAUAAAAUGGGAGAAGAAAACGAUCCCUUGAAUGGAAAGGCAGCCGCAGCAGUGGCAGCGGCAGGAGCGGCAGCGGGAGCUGGCGAUGACGACGACGAUGACGUUCUUUCAGCUGAGAAUCAGAAAAAAGUAAGAACCAAUAACAACCCAGGGGAGAGUACCGUAGUGCAAAUGGGGGACGGUAAAAAGAACGAAAAGGGCGUCCCCUACGCAGAUGCCAUAAAGUAUAGCGAUGUAGAAGAAUCCACAAACAAGUAUGAAGCCGGGGGAAGGGAAAAGUACCCUUUUGAGCAGCACCAUGUGGAUUAUGAGGAGUUCCACUCCGCCUAUGAUAAGAAGCGGAACCUAGGGAACCCCAAAGGUGACAUCCGUGGUGGAGCGUGCAAGAAUGAAGGUACCUACGAUGGUUAUGCGGGGAAGUACGCGAGUGAGUACAAGGGAGUCGAGAUUGACCUGUUCAGCGACUGGAAUGAGUUUCACCGGGCGGGUGGCGGUGUUGGCGGUGUUGGCGCUGUUGGCGGUGUAGGCGGUGUUAGCGGCGUUAGCUCCGUUGGCGGCAGGUAUGAGAGCGGAACCAGGGGGGACUAUCCCCUGAGCGGGAUGAGCAGCGUCAACGGAAUGAACGACCUGGGUGGAGGCAGAGGCAAGGCGAGGCACCUGUCCCAGGGCAGCGCCCUCCGGCACUACGACGAUUAUUGCGUAAAGGGGGGUUACCCCGAUGGGAAGCCUCCCAACGCAGAGCACACAGCGGAGGAUAAUGGUGUACCAAAAAAAAAAACGAAAAUGAGCAGUACACCACCUGUGUCACCGGAGGUAGGAGAAAAAUUAACACCCAUGGGAAUCUCACGAGAAAUCCACACGACGAUGAUGACCAGGAUGAAGACGAAGAAGAAGACCUGAAUGAAUAAGAAGGACGUGCAUCAUGCUUGUAGCAUGAUGAAAACGGAAUCAGCUAAUGAUAUAAUUGGACUCGAUGGCUACAACCUGGUGGAGAACUUGCACCAAACUAACAAGCACAGCUAUGCGCCAACACACACGAGCAGCAACGAUGAAUUGCAUUACGUGCAAAAUGGCUAUGUCAAUGGGAAGAACUACGUCAAAUGUAAGGACAGCAAUCAUCUAUAUGAGGAAGACCUCUAUAGGGGCCAUCUCCUGCAGGGAGACCCCAGAACAGACGGAGUGUACCAAAACGUCAUGUCGGGAACGCCCCCAAAUGAGAGCAUCCGAAUGAACCUUGUCAACCCCAGUGGGGGGGGAAGUAGCAGCCCGCCCUACACAACUAACAACAACGCGGUGAAGGAAAACAUGAAGCUUGUGAGUAGCCCCGCUGGGAGCAAUAGCACCACCGACAUGGUAAAUAAUAACUUGGGUGAUUGUGUGAGCAAUGGCAGGGGGGUAGUAGGGGGAACGAACUUCGAGGGUGAAGCUCCCCAGAACGACGCAGAGAUGAGCAUGACCGCGCCCUUCAGUAACACCGCCAUCGGAGGAGCAACCGGAGGAACCAAUCCAAAAGAUAACGAAGGCGCUGACCCUGACCCGAACGGGUUACACAACGGUAAUGGCAUUGACAAUUCUCUCCUUGGAACCAACCCGGGGAGCGCUGUCAGUGGCAGCGGAAACGGCAGCGGAAACGGCGGCAGCGGCAGCAACAACGGAGGCAGUGGCAACCUUUAUAUUGGCCCAAGCGACGUGUGCGUCCCCGGCGCAGAGGAGCAAAACGGGGAGAACAACAACAUGUACACGGGGGGGGUGGGCAACAAAACAAACGAGAUGCACCUCUACGCGGCACCAUGUGAGAAGCUCAGUAAAGGAUUAACAAGCGAAGAGGGUAGUCCUCUCGCUGCUCCCUUCGACCCAAACACAAAGGAGUUUUCCACCCCGGAUUAUUACAAUGGCAACAAACAGGGAACGAAAAAUCCACUCACCAGAAGUAUCAAAAAGGAGAUCGAAGAUAUGAACAUGUACAGCAAGUUGGAAAAAAUGGACAAAAUGGAUAAGACUAACUCCACCCCUGCAGGGGUUUACAUGAUCAGAAUCAACGGCAUUGUGCAGGCGUGGAGAGCUGAGUGGAGAAGUCCCAGCGGAUGUAAACGCACGAAGAACUUUGGCAUUAACACUUAUGGCAGCAGUUUGAGCAAAAAGCUGGCUAUUGAAAUGCGAGCCAGGAUGACCGGCGAGUGCCUCGUGUCGGAUGACGGCACUGUCUUUGACUACACCAAUAAGAAGGCCCCCAAGGGGACCGCCCGCGAUUAG